Messenger RNA from Talaromyces rugulosus, 879 nucleotides. RefSeq lists its product as uncharacterized. The coding region runs from base 1 to 879 and encodes 292 amino acids. The record is from RefSeq and is a predicted model, not a curated record. The transcript has 2 exons. Lineage: Eukaryota; Fungi; Ascomycota; Eurotiomycetes; Eurotiales; Trichocomaceae.
AUGGGUGAUUCUACACUAGUCGUCUCACUUCUCAAUGAUGAGGCUGCGCAGUGGAACAGAGACUUGAUGUUUAAAUUCGAGGCUGCUCUUCAACAAGAUCCAGCGGCGGAUCUGAUGUUCAUGUUUUCCGAUUCAUACCAGCGUGAACACUACAAUACUCAACAUCACCCGCUCUCGGACGACCCUGAAGUCAAUUUACUAUCCGCAAUUCCUAAGAAUUAUACCCGCAGCAUCACACUGGCGACUGGACCAAAGGUUGAGCCAAACAAAGACAAAGUUUGUUCAGAAACUAACGAUCAGCCUGACUUCCGAGAUCGUCUGGAACUUGUUACCAGUGCUGAUAUUGUCUUUCCAUUGUCUGAAAGUGUGACUUCUUUGCUUUCCCAAUAUUCAGGGACGCCUGUGGGUGAGUCUAGAGACCCAAAGAAAUUGCUCACGGCAUCCUUGAAACAGUUCCUUUGGGAUUCGGUGAAACUAUGGGAAAGUCAUAUUAGAGGCAUAGUAGUCAAAUGUAACAACGACAUCGUCGCCAAGGUGAUUAACGGAAACACUGACCAUACGGAAUACACAAGCCUUCAAUACCUUGCAAAGGAAGCACCCGACAUUCCCGUUCCAAGACCUCAUGGGCUUAUUGCGCUUGGGCCCUUUCGUGUCAUUUUCAUGUCAUACAUAAUAGAUAUGACACUGGCCCAAGCAUGGCCUAACAUGUCCCACGAGAACAAACUAUCUAUACAGAGCGAGCUCGAUGUCAUUUUCUACCGACUCAGAACACUUCGAAAAAACGAUGGAAGUGUACUCGGAGGAGUUUGUGGAGAAGGGGUCAAGGAGCUUAAUGUCGAUGAAUGCGCGCUUUUCAAAGACAUCACCACGACCGCAUAA